UGGGCACCCCCACCCCGCCACCUGGGGAGCGCCGGUGCCUCGAGAACGCCCGGCUCCCGGAGAGUCGGCUUAGCGUCAGCUGGGCCCCGGAACAAGAGCGGACGCAUCUGGAGUGGGUGGGCGCCUUGGCCUUCCCUUGGAGGGCUUGUCCUGUGGGCACUGCUGGAAGUAAGCCUGAAAUCCAACGAACUCUUAACAGGCUGCAGACUUAGGAGAUGCCUGAGACAAGGAGACCAAUUUCUCAGGGCAAAAAGAAAAGGAGGUGACAGGCACUGAGACCACUGAAGGGAUCCCAUGGCUAGGAUCAGUUUUUCCUACCUCUGCCCAGCUUCCUGGUACUUCACUGUGCCCACAGUGAGCCCAUUUCCACGUCAGCGGGUGGCAUUCCUAGGACUCUUCUUCAUAUCCUGUCUCCUUUUACUUAUGUUAAUCAUGGACUUUCGACGUUGGGGUGCUUCAUUACCACGAGAUAGGCAAUAUGAAAGCAAGCAUUUAUUGAGCAACCAUUAUGUGCUGGGUGAUGAUAAGCACCAGGACAUGGACACUUCGCCCAUGAGUAACUUCAGACAUGGAGCAGCUCUGACUGUAGGGAGGUUACAGGGUUUGGCUUUAAUUUCACGUUGCAGCAUUUCUGUGCACUUGUUCCAGGAUUACUGUGGCAUGGCCUGGUCAGUACUAACUCAGAGAUUCAAGAAUGGCCUCUUUUCAUCACAUGCAGAUGAGCAUCGACUCAAAUAUCAGUGUUUUAAAUCGGCUUGGAUGUACCAAGUUCUUCAUGAAGGAUUCCACUUUCCCUAUGACUACCCGCACCUGCAGACAGCCCAGCUGGUAUAUGACCGAGAGGUUCAGUGGACACUGGGAGCCAUUCUGUAUAAAACACGAUUCUUACCACUCAGGGAUCUGCGGCAAGAAGGUGUUCGGCAGGCCCAUGGUAGCUGGUUCCGCCUCUCCUUUGUCUACAACCACUAUCUCUUCUUCGCCUGUAUCCUGGUGGUGCUGCUGGCCAUCAUCCUGUACCUUCUGCGGCUACGCCGAAUUCACCACCGACAAACUCGAACCUCGGCUCCACUGGACUUGCUGUGGAUUGAGGAGGUGGUGCCCAUGAUUGGGGUACAGGUAGGGCCGUGAGGCCGGACAAGGACUUGGGAAGCUUGAAUACCCCAGAGUUGCUGCCCACUGAGUUCCACCACUUUCUUGUACUGGCCUCAGAUGCUGCUUUGCCUGACCUUGGGAUCUUUGGCCUUGGAAUUUCUACCUUAAUAUCUACUUUAAUUCCUUUUCAAUAUCUAGGUCCUCUUCUCUGAGAGAAGCUGUAAUUUAGUCUGUGAAGAACUAAAUAAUGAGAGUUUGGUGCUAACAAAGAGGACCAACCGUAGUCCAGUUGAAGCAUGCUCCUACCCCUUUAUCCGAAAGGUCUGGUGUGUUCCUGGCAUCUAGAUUUUUCUCCCCUUGCUAAAGCAUGAAGUUUGGCAUUGGGCAAACUGGAAGCCUGGUUAUAACCAAACUGGAGCAUCUGAUAACAAAGCCGAAGACAUUCCAGCAAGUGCAGCAGCCCCUUCUUUCUCUGUAACAGAGAUAUCAUAUAUGUGGACAUCCACACCCUUUAGUAGGGAUCCAAGAUAUUUGCAUUUCAGUGGAACAGAUAUGAACUUCCAGACAAACAAAAUAACAUAGUUUCUUUGCUUACUUGACAAAUAAGUCAUUAUGAGUGUGGUCCAAGAUCCCUGACAUAAUGUUGCUGAUGUUAAUUAAUUAGCAUGUGAUUUUAAAAGGUUAGAAUCCCUUCUAAGUGAAUGGUCAGUUGAAGACUUUGACAGUAUCUUAUGUAAUACCUGGUAUGACCAGGAUAGAAAAUGUUUCUGUGUCUAUGUGCUUCACCAGCUGUUUGGGCAUUAAUUUUUCUUUUUGAGCCUUAAGUGUGUUUGUAGGAUGGAGAAGCUGAUGGGAUUGGAGAUCUGGAUUUGUCUGGUUUUAAGUCACUGUCUCUAGGCCUAUUUUUAUGAACCCCUUUACAGGAAAACAUAAAAAGAGUUCCUUUAUUUCACUAAGAUCAAUACAUAGUUUAAUGCAUAGUUUGGGAAGGGAUAUAUUUGGGGUGUUUUUAAAGAAGGAAAGAACAGUAUCAGGAGAGUGGGCAAAGGCAAUAAAACCCAGGCUCUUAUUUAUUAAUGUUUUCCCGAGAAAUAGAAAUUUUCUCAAUUUGGCUCUUGGAAUGUCUGAAAAGAAGCAAAUUCUAAGCUUAGGAAUACAUAGGUAAAUCUGUUAAUAAGCCACCUGGCAACUUUCAGAACCUUUGUUAAGAGAUUGCUCAGUCGUAGAGCGCAUUUCCGUUAAUGAGAGAGAAAAGCCCUAUGAUUACAUUUCAUCCACUGCCCUUCAGGAGCUCUGUUCCUCCCCUACAUGUAGCCUUUAACUUGCACCUUCCCCCGUGGGAUCUUCCUCAUGCUUUAUCCUUUCCUACAUGUAGCGUUGAAUGUCCCUCCCAAGAAUAUGCUCCCAGACUUGAAGUAGCUUUGUUUUCCUUUUUGUCACUUUAUUUUUAGGGCUGACUUUAAUGGGGAAAAAAGUAGAAUUAUUAAAACAUAAAUUCCAUAGUGGGAUCAGAAAGGAAUUAAAUGCUUCAUAAAACAGAAAAAUCAAGAUCCUCCUAGAAAUGAACAGAUGAAAAUAAGUAUACUCACUCUUAGUUGGUAGGUGAAAAGAUAUGAGUCUUAAAUUGUUUUCAAAUUAGAUAAAAAUGAUCUAGCAAAGGGUCUUAUAGCUCCCUCUGGAAAUAUUUUUACUUUUCAUUAGGGUUUUAUGUCACAGCAAUUUCCUUUAAUCUUUAAGACUUCUAAAUUGCCUUGGUUUUCUUUGACUUCUUACCUUUGUAUCACUGUGAGUGAACCUUCGUCAUAUGAGUGCUGCUUAUAAAUAAUGUCAGAAUAUGUUUUUUGCUAGCCAGUGCCUCCUCAGGUACUCUUUCUUUUUCCCUCACCUUGGUUUCCAAAUACUAUUUUUGGUUUUCUUGUGAGAUCUGGUCAGUGAUCUGGUCAAAAACUACCUAAUUGGCUAUUAGUGAUCACAUUCGUGUGCUCGAAAUGAAGCUGAAGCAGGGAGGAGGUGGUGAUGAAUCCAGUUUGAAAGCUCUUAUUAAUGAAGUUGUUAUUCUUCCUGGUUAUAAUAAUGAUAGCUGCCAUUUGUUAAGCAUUUACUGUGUACCAUACACUCUUAAGAAUUUUAUGUAUAUUAUUUAAUCAUGACAGCCUUUCAGAUGGAUAUUACUUUUUUGUGUUCUUUUUAUAAUUGAGAAACUCAGGAUAUCCUAUGCUUAUCAUUUUUUCAAUGUAAAUGUAUUUCUUAUUCUUAAUUUAUUUUAAUUAGUUCUUGAGUUUUUGUUUAGUGUAUUAUAUCCUGUUUAUUAUUUUAAUAUUAUAGGAUCUAGGCUUGUCUUUGUUACUAUAUGACUUUUCAGAGUUCCAUGGUAUAAAUGUAAGAAGGACAAAUUUUUAUCAUACUCCUCAGAAAAACUGAGUAUUUGCUGUCGGUAUUGGUUUCUGUGCUUCUUUCAUUGCUCCCAGUUAACAGUUUUAAAUGAAAUCUCAUUAGCUAGAGACAGGAGCCAUUUAUUCUUUGAAGGCCAAUUACUUAUAUUGCUUUCUCAUAAUCGUCUUGCGAAUGGACUCAAUCUUGUCUUUAACCCUCUUUAAAGAUUUUUUAAGAUUUUUUAAAGAUCUGUGUUUGUAUUUCUGCAUUUUCAGUGGUUUCCCUGUGAAGAUAAUUAUGAUUUCAUUUAAAUUCACAUCCCAGCAGUUCCUUUGAAUCUUACCAGCCAGUCUUCUUGAUAAUAGCAAAAUGAAUGUGAAUGGUUUUAGUACUUUUAUCAUUAGCGAGACAGGCCACAAAUGUCAAAAUCAGAGUCAGUGGCUGAUAGGAUGUGAUGCUUUAUUAGUCUUACGAUGGCACAACCCAUCACUUUUCUCUGAAUUCUUGUCACUAGGACGUAAUGAAAAUAUGUAUCGUACCCACGUAUAUGGCAUUAUGUUGAUUUAAGUUGCAUUUAACUCUAGGCAAAAUCAUGCCAUCUUCAUCUCUGUACAUUAGCUCCUUGGAUUGAUUUUCCUUGGUGUAGGGAAUUUAGUCACUUUCUAACAACCUUGUCUUAAUCUUUCAUGUUAUCCAAAGCAUUCUGCCUUCCCUCAGCCUGACAGCUUUUUUUUUUAACUUCAAAGGCCUUGGGCAGUGAUUAUUAAAAUGUGGUUGAUUGAGUCUGUCAUGCACUUACUAAGCUAAUCUUUUCAGGUAUUAACAUUUAGUAUCACAUCUAUAUUUGUUGUUGUAUAGUUGACACAAAACAUCGUAUUAGCUUCAGGUGUACAACACAAUGACUUGAUAUUUGUCUACACUACAAAAUGAUCACCACAAUGAGUCUAGUUUCCCCCGUCACCAUAUAAAGUUAACUAACAUGCAACUUGGUGUUAUUGAUUCUAGUCACCAUGCUGAACAUUACAUCCCAUGAUAUGACUUAUUUAUUUUAUGACCCCCUUCUUUGUCUUGCCCACCCUCCCUGCUCCCCCGCUCUGGC
Messenger RNA from Leptonychotes weddellii (Weddell seal), 4564 nucleotides. Lineage: Eukaryota; Metazoa; Chordata; Mammalia; Carnivora; Phocidae. The record is from RefSeq and is a predicted model, not a curated record.